This is a messenger RNA of Penicillium cataractarum, 270 nucleotides long. RefSeq lists its product as uncharacterized. The transcript has 3 exons. Bases 1 to 270 code for a protein of 89 amino acids. The record is from RefSeq and is a predicted model, not a curated record. NCBI's taxonomy places the organism in Eukaryota, Fungi, Ascomycota, Eurotiomycetes, Eurotiales, Aspergillaceae.
AUGGGUUGUCUUGAGGAAGAGCAUAAAGUCCUGCUCAAAGGUACUUGCCACCACCUGGUGGGUCGAGAUGUCGUGCAGAGUAUCGGGACAAUAGACAGCGUUCAUGAUGAGUUCGCCGUAGAAGCGCAUCCCAUCCGAGAGAUUGAUCUUGACUCGCCCGAUGCCGAGGGUGGUCCGGAGGUUACCAGUCUGGUCACGGAAUCGGAUGACUGCCCAACGAUGCUGAGGGACCUUCGAGGCGGCGAUUUCGUUGAUUGGCAAGGGAACUAA